AUGGCCUCCCGGCUGCUGUGCGUGUUCCCGCAGGGGGCUCGCUGCCUCUUGGCUUCGGCCGCGCGCUCGCGGGACCUGCGGGUUCGGGGACUUAAGGACUUCCGAGCCGCCUUCCGCUUCCAGAAGGAGCUGGAGCGGUGGCGCUUGCAGCGCUGCCCGCCGCCGCCGGUGCGACGUUCAGAGAAGCCCAACUGGGAUUACCAUGCUGAAAUACAAGCUUUUGGGCAUCGAUUACAGGAAACCUUUUCCUUAGAUCUUCUCAAAACUGCGUUUGUUAAUAGCUGCUAUAUUAAGAGUGAAGAGGCGAAACGGCAGAAACUGGGGAUAGAGAAAGAAGCUGUUCUUCUGAACCUUAAAGAUAAUCAAGAACUAUUUGAACAAGGAAUUUCUUUUUCACAAACAUGCCUUACACAAUUUCUUGAAGAUGAGUUCCCAGACUUGCCUGCUGAAGGCAUCAAAAACUUGAUUAACUUUCUUAUGGGUGAGGAAGUGGUGUGUCAUGUCGCUAGAAACUUGGCUGUGGAGCAGUUAACCCUCAGUGCUGAAUUUCCAGUUCCCGCACCUGUAUUGCAUCGGACUUUCUUUGCGGUGAUUGGAGCCCUGCUGCAGAGCAGCGGGCCUCAGAGGACUGCACUGUUCAUCAGGGACUUCUUAAUUACACAAAUGACUGGGAAAGAGCUUUUUGAGAUGUGGACAGUAAUAAAUCCCAUGGGGCUAUUGGUAGAGGAACUGAAGAGAAGAAAUAUCCCAGCUCCUGAAUCCCGGCUCACCAGGCAGUGCGGAAGCACAACAGCUCUGCCUUUGUAUUUCGUUGGAUUAUACUGUGACAGAAAAUUGAUUGCAGAAGGACCGGGGGAGACGAUCGGGGCGGCGGAGGAAGAAGCUGCCCGAGUGGCUCUGAGGAAGCUGUAUGGACUCACGGAGAACAGGAGGCCCUGGGACUACUCCAAGCCUGCAGAGAGCGCGAGCAGAAAAGCCGGUCACCGGGGUGCCACCCUGACUGCCCUUGGUGAGCAAAACAGACAAGUGUCACAGUGCUCCUAGCUGACCAUUUCUCAAUCAUACAGAACUAUGUCUCCGACUUUGUACUGUGUUUUUAACAUUAAAUAGGUGUUUAUUUCAGUCACACGUUUUUGGGUUUUAUUUUUCCUUUGACACUUUGGUUUACUUCUGUAUGUAAUUAAUACAGCCAGGUGUAUUAUUUUAUUUUCUUCUAGCUUUGAGGAAUCACAGGUCACACAUAGGUGACUUUCUGUAAUAGCAAUAAAAAAGUGAUUCUUUUCCUCAACACUGUGUUGUAGUAUAAUUUGAAAUGCCCAGGAGUGUAUGUAGGUUGAUAACUGCUCUGUUUUUUGUUGUUGUUGCAAGUGAUCUACCUAUGAGUUACAGCCUCAGGCCUUUAAGAAAUUAAUGUUACAUUUCUAAGCAAGCAAAUGCUUUUAACCAGUGAUCAUCUUCACAGUCCCCAAAUGCUGUAAUAUUUCUGAAAACAUGAGUUAUAGCUAUCACAGCUUCUUACAUGAUCUCUAAAGCAGUUUUGAAUUUUUGUUGCUUUUGUGUUUAAGUUCUAUAAGAUGGCAGAAAAUAAAUUUGUGCUGUUAAUUGAAAUUCAAAAGUAACUUAAAAUGUUGCUGAUAAUAGAAAAAUAAACUGAAAAUCAGUGCGGCUUAAUAA
This is a messenger RNA of Jaculus jaculus (lesser Egyptian jerboa), 1674 nucleotides long. It is a transcript of the gene Mrpl44, whose product is annotated as mitochondrial ribosomal protein L44. Gene Ontology annotation, molecular function: ribonuclease III activity; double-stranded RNA binding. Gene Ontology annotation, biological process: regulation of gene expression; rRNA processing; primary miRNA processing. Lineage: Eukaryota; Metazoa; Chordata; Mammalia; Rodentia; Dipodidae. Gene Ontology annotation, cellular component: nucleus. The coding region runs from base 1 to 1044 and encodes 347 amino acids. The transcript has 4 exons. The record is from RefSeq and is a predicted model, not a curated record.